Molecule: messenger RNA, 2500 nt
Organism: Dermacentor albipictus
Lineage: Eukaryota; Metazoa; Arthropoda; Arachnida; Ixodida; Ixodidae
Product: alcohol dehydrogenase [acceptor]-like
Molecular function (GO): oxidoreductase activity, acting on CH-OH group of donors; flavin adenine dinucleotide binding
Source: RefSeq, a predicted model, not a curated record
AAACGUCCGUGCUGGCGCAACCAGAAGCCCUUUGAAUCUGUCUGUUCAAGCUUUAGCGGCAAUUCUGAAAGCAAAAGUGCCAGUGAUAACAGAAGGGGAGUCAGUCAUCUGUAAUAGCUAUCGACCACGUGACCAUCAUCCGCCACGCACUCGAAAGCAGUUGCCUCGUCUGCAAGCAAGUGACCGCACGUGCUGUUUUGCAGCAGGAUAUUUGGCAAAAAAUGACUUUCUGGAAAACUGUGGCCUACAUCUUCGGCAUAUUCGGCAAAAGUUUUCAAGACGUGCUUCUCAUUGUCGGUUGUGUGCUGUCCAUAAUUGACCUGAUAAACCUGCCCACCGAUCUGGAUGUUGACGUGCCGCUCGUCCUUGACGAGUAUGACUACGUGAUCGUUGGUGGAGGCUCAGCAGGAUGCGUGCUCGCCAACCGCCUGUCAGCCGACAAAAGCAAGAUGGUGCUGUUAAUUGAGGCCGGGGGCAUGGAGAAUGCUUUUACGCAAAUUCCACUGUUCGCGCCCAUUCUCAUCGGUGGCGGCUUCGACUGGCAAUACCAUCCUCAACCGCAGGAGCACGCCUGCCUCUCUAUGGAGGAUAGGAGGUGUCCAUUGGCCCGCGGCAUGGCUUUGGGCGGAUCGAGCGCCAUCAACUUUAUGUUAUAUGUUCGAGGAAACAGGCGUGACUACGACAUAUGGAGGGACGACUUCGGAGCCCAUGGCUGGUCUUACAAGGACGUGUUGCCGCACUUCAAGAACAUUGAAACGGCGAGACUGCCGGACCAGGAAAGUUUCUAUCGUGGUACCAAUGGUGAGAUACCCGUGGUACACGCCAAUACGCAAACACGUCUGAGCAACGCGUUCUUGGGAGCUUGCAAGGGAAAUGGCUACCCGGUCAUAGACUACAACGGAAGAUCUCAGGCAGGCUGCUCUAGACUGCAGUUCAAUACACACCACGGUGAGCGCUACAGUGCCAGCAAAUCCUUCAUCACGCCAAUCCUCCACAGAACAAAUCUGCACAUUUCGCUGUGGAGCAGAGCUACAAAGGUGAUUUUUGAAAAACAGCGCGCCGUCGGAGUACGUUUCCUGAAAUGGGGUUUGAUGCACGCUGUGCGAGCUUCGCGUGAGGUCGUUAUCGCGGCCGGAGCAGUCGGAUCUCCACAGUUGCUCUUGCUUUCCGGUGUUGGUCCUCGGCUUGAUCUGGAGCAACUGCAGAUUUCUGCUAUUGCUGACCUGCCGGUGGGCAACAACCUUCAGGACCAUAUGCACGUCGAGGGCGUUGCAGGCACGCUGCGUCAUCCAGACGGAAUUAACCUUUUCUGGUGGUCCACGAUGAAGGACUACCAUCACAACCGUUCAGGUCCAUUUUCCGUUCCUGCAUCCCUUGAAGCUGUUGCAUUCGUUAGCACGCCAUUUGUGAAUAAAUCACUGGAAUUCCCGGAUGUGGAGAUCGUUCUGCAAUCCCUCCCUCCUUCAGAGCUUCCUGUGGAAUGCUACCUGUCAAAAAUGGCUCUCCGGAAAGACGUUUACGAACAAUACUUUCUGCCUAAACGCGGACAAGUGGGAUUUGCGUUAUCUCCAGUGAUGAACAGGCCAAAAUCAAGGGGUUACGUGAAACUGAGGACAACGAACCCGCUGGACGAACCGAUCAUCGAUCCCAAGUAUUUGACGCAUCCUGAAGAUGUUGCGGUGGCAGUUGAAGGCGUCAAGAUUGCGCUCCGACUCAUCAAGAGCCGCGCCAUGCGGGCGAUCAAAGCGAAGCCUUGGGACAUCCCUCUAGAUGCGUGCGCCUCCGAAGGUCCCAUAUGGAGUGAUGAAUACCUGGCCUGCUUUGUGCGCCACAUGGCUCACACAACUUGGCAUGUCUGCUGCACGUGUCCCAUGGGCUCGGACAAAAGGGCUGUGGUGGAUCCCAGGCUCAGGGUUUAUGGCCUGAAGAAUCUACGCGUCGUGGAUGCAUCUGUCAUGCCAACUAUAGUAACUGGGAACCUAAAUGCGCCUGUGAUGAUGAUCGCCGACAAAGCAGCGGCUAUGAUUAUACAAGAUAAUAACUAGCUAAUAUUGCUUUAUUUAGACCUUCAAUAUAAAGGCCCUGUUCUCUCUUUGAUAUCUUUUGUACUACACUGACAAAGCGAAGCUAAACAAAAUGCAGACCUGCAACAGAGUUCUCUUUUUUACGCUAUACCAGUACAACUUCAACUGUAAAUUAGCUGAUAUAACUAAUAAGCGAACACAUGAUUCGCAUAUUGCUGGCAUGCAGGUGACUCCAAUUUCGGCAUGUAUAGGAAUGUGAACCUAUGUGACCAAGAAGCUCCUGUUUCACAUUCGUAUAAACUUUGUUGUCGCCACCAUUGUCGUCUAUACAAUCUCAGGAAAAGCUUGGAAGACUGCUGACAUCACUUUCGACAUUCACUGCAUGCCCGUCGCUCUCGUAUUGCGUGUUCAAACUCUGUAAAAGUGUACCCAAAGGUAAUACAUGCAAUAAACUCGCAAGGCUUGCCUGGGACACU